UAAUGGAAAACAAAGUGAAAUUAAGCACUCAAGAUGGAGUGAUUAUUGAAGUAAUAAUAAUUUCUAUAUAGGUUGACAAAGAUGUAGCAUGUAAAUCUCAUUUAAUCAAUACAAUUAUUGAUGACACAGGUAGUGAAGAGGAAAUUCCAUUACCAAAUGUUAAAAGCAGUAUUUUAAAGAAGGUGAUAUAAUACUGUGAGUUACAUAGAAAUGAUUCACCUCCAGAAAUUGAAAAGCCAUUGAGAAGCAAUAACUUGUAACAAUUUUUACAUAUAAUAUAGAUCUGAUUGUGUGGAAUAAAAGGAUGCUGAUUUUAUUGAUAUUCCAAAUUUAGAGGAAUUAUUUGAUAUUAUUUUGGCUGCCAAUUAUUUAGACAUUAAAUCUCUUCUAGAUUUAUCCUGUGCCAAAGUAGCUACUUAUAUUAAAGGUAAUUUAGAUGAUCAAUAUGUUCAGGCAAAACUCCUGAAGAAAUUAGAAAAACAUUUAACAUCUAAAAUGAUUUAACUUAAGAGGAAGAAUAAUAAAUUAGAGAAGAAAACAAAUGGGCAGAAGAAACAAGUUGAU
Molecule: messenger RNA, 564 nt
Organism: Paramecium pentaurelia
Lineage: Eukaryota; Ciliophora; Oligohymenophorea; Peniculida; Parameciidae
Source: the annotation of a GenBank genome assembly